AUGAACUUCAUUACAUCUGUCAUGGAGAUUUGUGAAGAGAUUUGUAAAGAAAUACAGAGAACAAAUCCAGGAAGCACAGCAAAGCUUAGUAGGUCAUCGGACAACUCCUUGAGACUUUUUGUUGCAUAUAAGGCUGCCAUUUAUGGUUUCAAGCAAGCAUGCCGACCACUUGUGAUGCUUGAUUGUAAGAAGAUGGAAGGAAAAUGCCAAGGUGUGUGGCUCUUUGCCAUGGCCAUUGAUGCAAAAGAUGAUGUGUUCCCAGUCUCAUAUGCAUUUGUUGAAUCAAAGAACCUAGGGAGUUGGACAUGGUUCUGUGUUGAGUUGGCUCAAGUCCUGGAAUGCAUACCUAAACUAACAUUUAAAUCAGAUAGACGGGAAGGGAUUCUUGAAGUUGAUAGUGGUAUCUUUCCAUAUGCAUCUCAUGGAUACUCUCAGAUGGAGCUGAUUGGAGAAGUGUGGGAGAAGUCCAACUGUCAGGAUCAGGAUUUGGAUCAACUUUUUAAGAAUGCAGUUUAUGCAGGGGGUCGUUCUCAAUUGGAUGCUUGCAUGCAUGAAAUUCAUGAUAAAUAUAAAGAAGCAUCGAGAGAGGUGUCUAUCACUGGAGUGUUGGUAAAGUUGCACGAUUAUAUGAUAGAGAUAUUUGAUAAAAGGUUUAAUGAAAGUUCAAACUGGAACACAACAUUCGUUCCUAGAGUUGAAGAAGCUAUUUCUGAUGGAGAGAAGUCAAAAUAUUAUUGUGUGUCAGGUGGUGCAGCAGAGUUUGAGGUUCGUUAUGCGAACAAAGCAAAUGCACAUCCAAAGAAGGUGGAUCUUGAACGGCGAACAUGCUCAUGCCUUGCAUGGAAAAAGUGUGGGUACCCUUGCGAACAUGCCAUUGCAGCUAUCGAAUACAGUGGAUGUGACUAUGUUGAUGUGCAUCACAGGGUUGACAAAUACAGGGAGACAUAUUCAGAGGUUAUUCAUCCAUUGCAUUUGGAUAACAAAAGCCAAAACAAAGGGAAGAAGAGAAAACAUGUAGAUUCUGAGGUGGUGUCUCUGACUGAUUGGUUGCAAUCAGGAUAG
Molecule: messenger RNA, 1062 nt
Organism: Magnolia sinica
Lineage: Eukaryota; Viridiplantae; Streptophyta; Magnoliopsida; Magnoliales; Magnoliaceae
Exons: 1
Coding region: 1-1062 (353 amino acids)
Molecular function (GO): zinc ion binding
Source: RefSeq, a predicted model, not a curated record